CCGAGGCAGUUUAGUAUCACAGUCUAUGAUCACAGUCCAGUUUUUAAACUUUUGUGGCGUGCUUUCGUGUAUAUAUCUCGCCGUUACUUGGAAAGUUAUCGUAUUUAACGCUUUACAUGGUGUUUUGUCGUGGGCUUACGUAAACGUGAGAAUGUGCAUUUUUAGCUCUUACUACAGCUAGCUAUCAGCUCGAAAGAGUACUUAGCAUUAGCAGUGGAGUACCCUGACUCUCGUAUACAUGGCGACUUGACAACACUGUCCAAAGUCCAGAGCAGCGUCAUAAUUCUCCCGGGCUGCUGUUUUUAGUAAAAUAUGUCUCAGUUUGUUGACUCUGAUGAUACCACUCCACUGCUCGGGGAUGAUGCAUGCAGUGAUGACUAUCAGGAUGAAGAUUACAAGAGCCGAUGGAGGUCCAUCCGGGUCAUGUACUUCACUAUGUUUCUCAGUAGCGUAGGUUUCACAAUUGUCAUCACAUCACUCUGGCCCUAUUUGCAAAGGGUGGAUGACACUGCCAAUGCCAGCUUCCUUGGAUGGGUGGUGGCGGCCUAUAGUCUCGGACAGAUGGUUGCAUCACCCAUUUUUGGCCUCUGGUCCAAUUAUCGACCAAGGAGAGAGCCGCUGGCGUGCUCCAUUUUAAUCAACGUGUCAGCUAACAUCUACUAUGCCUACGUGUACCUGCCUAGAAACAACAACAAGUUCCACAUGCUCCUAUCAAGAGCAUUUGUUGGCUUUGGAGCCGGUAAUGUUGCUGUGGUGAGGUCUUAUGUUGCUGGAGCUACAUCGCUGAAGGAGAGGACUGGUGCCAUGGCAAAUAUGAGUGCAUGCCAGGCCUUGGGUUUCAUUCUUGGGCCAGCACUGGGGGCAUGCUUGUCAUUCAUUGGUGAGCGUGGAGUCAUGGCAAAGUUCAUAGACCUGCAGCUCAACAUGUACACUGCUCCUGCAUUGCUGGCGGCAGCUUUUGGUGUCAUCAACAUCCUGUUGGUUCUUUUCUUGCUGAGAGAGCACCGUGUCGAUGACCAUGGGAGACACCUCAGAGCCAUCAAUUACACAUCAGAAGACAGAGAAUACCUUGAUGAGGAAAGCCAGGAAAGCAUCGAUCAGGUAGCAGUCCUGACUUCCAACAUCCUCUUCUUCAUCGUCAUGUUCAUCUUUGCCGUCUUUGAGACAAUUGCUACUCCUUUGUCCAUGGACAUGUUUGCUUGGACACGGAAAGAAGCCGUGUUAUACAACGGCAUCAUUAUCUGCUGCAUUGGAUUUGAAUCCAUAUUGGUGUUUUUAGUUGUGAAAGUUGCUUCUCAAAGAGUUGGGGAUCGUCCUGUGUUGCUAGCAGGCUUGGCCAUUAUAUUCUGUGGCUUCUUCAUUCUUCUUCCAUGGGGGAAUCAUUACCCAAAAAUUCAGUGGGCAGACCUCAAAAACAACACCUUGCUCAGUCAGAUGUCGAUAGCCACAUUAGGAUCAAACAGCACUCUGGAGCCAACAGGAUGCCCGUAUGAGCAGACCUGGUGUCAGUAUACUCCAGCUAUCUAUCUAGCCCAGUACAUCUCAUCUGACAUCCUCAUCGGGGUGGGAUACCCAGCCUGCAAUGUGAUGUCAUACACAUUGUAUUCAAAAAUCCUGGGACCUAAACCUCAGGGUGUGUACAUGGGCUGGUUGACAGCAUCAGGCAGCGGAGCACGGACACUGGGGCCAGUCUUUGUCUCCCAGGUCUACACUAUCCUGGGACCUCGCUGGGCCUUCAGCCUCAUCUGUGGCCUGAUGGUUGCCUCGAUUAUCCUCCUGACUGCUUUUUACCACAGGCUCAUUGCCUUUUCUGUACGCCACGGGAGGGUUGUAGAAUAACAGGACUGACUGUACUUUCCUACUUUUAUCCGUUAAAAGACUUUAAGCUAAAAUCCAGGUAAUAAUGAAAGCUCUUAGUCGUAGUUACUCUUCAAUGUGGUAACUGAUGAGCUGGGAGAAUUUGUGACUCAGGGUUAAGGUCAGGUUUUCUCUCAGACUUGAACAAAGAUGGCGGCCUCUUGAGUUUUAAAGGGAGCUAGCGCUGCAGCUGCACUUUAAUUUACUUGUUGUGAUAGAUGUCAGGCGCUGCAUUGUUUGAGGUGGGUCCAUUAUUUUAAACCAAUUAUGUUUUAAAUUAUCAAGUUACUCAGUAUUUGUUACUGAAUGCACAGGUUGAACAUAGAUGCAAGAUGUUUUAAUCUUGGCAGACUUUUUUGGCAGAGCCAUAAAUUUGAGUAUUCUGAAGAAACAAGGUAAGGUUGUCUGAAUUAAAGGUAGUUGUCAACAAAUGCUAUCAAACAUUUACAUUCAUUUUAUUGACAUAAACUCUUCUGACUACUUUUUGAUUCACUGGAUGUUGUAUUGAUACUCUUGUUCUGAUUUAACCAUUUAGAGUUUUUUAUUCUUGCGGCAAAUGAAUGUUGUGAGGCAACAAAGGUAACUGCAGAAACAUGCAAAUACAGUUGGUACAAGUAAAUAAAAUUUCCUUUUAAUCAUUUCUUGAGCUUCAAAGAAGAAACUGAUAAUGAUUCCUAUUUCUGUUAAUAGUUUCACUUGUGGUUGUUUUAAAUUACAUGUUUUCUGCCUGAAUCAUAAAGUAUGGAUGUGUGGAUGUGAAUGAUUGACUAAGUGAUACA
Cheilinus undulatus (humphead wrasse) is the source of this 2636-nucleotide messenger RNA. It is a transcript of the gene mfsd8, whose product is annotated as major facilitator superfamily domain containing 8. The coding region runs from base 313 to 1839 and encodes 508 amino acids. The transcript has 12 exons. Gene Ontology annotation, molecular function: transmembrane transporter activity. The record is from RefSeq and is a predicted model, not a curated record. NCBI's taxonomy places the organism in Eukaryota, Metazoa, Chordata, Actinopteri, Labriformes, Labridae. Gene Ontology annotation, cellular component: lysosomal membrane. Gene Ontology annotation, biological process: transmembrane transport.